This is a messenger RNA of Anopheles funestus (African malaria mosquito), 2600 nucleotides long. RefSeq names its product coiled-coil domain-containing protein 22 homolog. The transcript is spliced from 5 exons. Gene Ontology annotation, biological process: positive regulation of ubiquitin-dependent protein catabolic process. The record is from RefSeq and is a predicted model, not a curated record. Bases 879 to 2519 code for a protein of 546 amino acids. Gene Ontology annotation, molecular function: cullin family protein binding. Lineage: Eukaryota; Metazoa; Arthropoda; Insecta; Diptera; Culicidae.
CGGGCAAAGUGUUUUGCGUUAAAUUUAUAUAAUACGAUAAAACGAUAUGCUACCAAACCGUACUGGUGAUAAGAAUCGUAUAUUAGUAUAAAACAUAGUUCUAGCUUAUCUGUGUGAGUGUGAUUUGUCCAGUGUCGCAGCUUGAAGUAUUUAUGCAAAGGGAGAAGAAUGCUGGUAGGGAUGUUUGAAGGGAUAACUGAAGUGAAGGCGAACAGCCUUUUGAAAUAUAACGAGCAAAGCAACCUAUGGACAUACGGUACAUUACUCUAUUUUUAUCCGGAAAUGGCCUGGAAAAAUGUACACAGUAAUGUGUACAAACGAAUUAUAUUGUCAUUUAAAGAAAAUAAAACUGAACUAGAACUGCACAAUUAAAAUGAAUUCGUGGUCCGAAAAUUCAAAAUUUAUGCUUUUCCGCCAAUCGACUGCAUUUGCGUGCAUUGCUGUCAAACAUGGUCUGUCUGUGUGUUGGUGUGUAUGUUUACAAACGUAAGCCGUCAAAACGAAAGUUGCGCUAGUCUUUUGUACGACUUCGCGACGGGGAAAUUAAUUUAUGGGCCGAACUGAUACGGGAUAUCUGGUAUGCGUGCGGUAACUCCGAAAAAGUGAUCCCUGCACCGUACUGUCGUCGUGUUCAGCUUGAUCCGCUUUCCGUGAAAGAUGUGUACCGUGUGAAAUUAAUCCGGACUGGACGGUCAAGAGAAUUUAUUAUCACUGCCGUCUUCGUCAUCGUUGAACAAUCAUCCGAAUUGUUGCUGAUUGCCGAAGAAGACAGGGCUAGAGGAGUUGGUAGGAUUUUGAUAAGAAGAACUAAGGUCCAUCAUAAUUUCUUGUCUAUUGCACCGGAAAUAACGAUCGUUCUUAGGUGCUUCCGGACCAUUAUGGAUGAUAUAGACAAUAUUAUUCUGCACUCAUUGCGUCAGAUCGAUUGCGAUCUCGAUGAAGAUAUACAGGGUUUGGAACCGUUUACGCCUUCUAUAUUAGUGCGAACCGUUUCAAAAUGUUUGCUACUAAUCGAUCCAUCGCUGGAUUUGCCGCACACACUUCCGCCCGGAAUGGCACAAAGGUUCACCGUUACCGCACGACUAGCGGAAGCUUGUUCGACCGUCGGAUACCGGCGAGACAUCGGCUAUCAAACGUUCCUGUAUCCAAAUGUGGCCGAAGUGCGACGUGUUUUUAUGUUUCUCAUCGAGCAACUGCCCAAAGACACAACCGAUACGGCGGAUCCGGAAGCACCCUUCGAUCGGGUGACGGAUUUAGAGAACCGUAUCUUGGAGAACAUGCGGCAGCAGUUGCGCGGAUCGUGGCGUACUGAUCCGUCUCCGUUAGAUCUUCGAAACUCGACACUAGGUUGGCCGAACCGUAGUCGAGCUAACAUUCCCUUCGUAACGCAAAGCGAUGUUACGGCCGAAAUUAAAGAAUACUGGCUGCGUCGCAGUGGAUUUUGGGAGGAGGACAAAGACGAAGUCGAUCGCCAGCUGCCGGAAAGUGCUGUUAAGGCGGAUGAAUCUAUUUUAAAGCUACAAGCGUAUUACGCGGAACAUAAAUCGAAAUCUCCUCUCACCGAGGAACUGGAGCAACAUGAAUCGCCAAAUAGUUUCGAUCAGCUUGAUACGCUUCAGCAAGAAAUAGGAAAAAUUAAUACGGCCAUUAAAGAGACUGAAGGCGAACAGCGCGAUCUCCAGUCGAAACACACGGCUGUGGGUGAGAAUGUGAAAGCUAUGGAAAAAGUAACUGAAAAGUUGAAAGAGGAAAAAAAGAUCAAAGAACGAACGCACAUCUUGUUGGAAAAUCCUGAGGUGAACGUGGCCAAACUGGAGUCAAUCAUUGCCGCUGCCGGUGAGAAGAUGAAAAAGUUACAAAGCCAAUGGGAGUCACAUCGUGCACCAUUGAUGGCCACCCUGCAGGAACAUCAAGCCAAAAAUUCGGAUCAAGUCAGUAAAUCUCAGAAAGUGGUCGACCAGAUUGAGUCCGCCCGGCACAAAUCGGAAGACGUCAUCGUUGACCUGCAAACGAAGAGCGCCCUACACGCCAGACUGGUGCAAGAGUAUGAGCGAAUGGGUAAAACGGUUAGUCGCACGGCAUACACGAGCCGAAUUCUGGAGAUCGUGGGCAACAUACGCAAGCAGAAGACUGACAUCGACAAGAUUCUGCACGAUACGCGUAGUCUUCAGAAGGAGAUCAACUCAAUCACUGGUCAGCUCGAUCGUCAGUUUACCGUAACGGAUGAUUUGAUCUUUCGGAAUGCAAAGCGAGAUGAGUACUGUAAGCGUGCCUACAUCUUGCUCGUCGCCCUGCAUACCGAGUGUAGCGAGCUGAUCGCGCUGGUGCAAGAUACCGGCACCGUGAAGCGGGAGAUUCGCGAGCUAGAAGAUCAGAUCGAGCAUGAGAAGGAUCGUAACGUAGCGGCAAAUUUGACUCAGAUCGGACAAGAUCUGGAGGAAAUGCAGCAGGAAAGCCGACGGUUGGAGGAAGCCAUACGGCAGAUGGAAAUGUCCGCGGCAUCGAACGGAACGAAGUAAGACUUUAAAUCAAUGUCUUUUCGACUAAGACGAUUGCACGCAAAUAGGGAUAAUAAAAUGUGAUAUAUUCCUCAAGCAGGA